GCUGUCAAUCAUGUUGCCCACCUCAAGCUUCAUGGCGAAGUUGACCCGUCAUUGUUCUGGCCAUACCAGCCAUCGGAGAAGCCGCUACCAUUUUGGCAGUCAAUGAAGAAACUGGAGAUCACGAUGGAGCAAGACUCGACGUCGACCGAGUGGUAUCAGAGAACCAACUUCAACAAGUGGUCUCAAAAGACCAUCGCUCGCUACGACUACGACAUCAACUUUCCCGUCAACCAUCCUGGGCAUCCCGCUCCUGGACACGGCUCUGUCAGCGAGGCAAAACGCGCGCAUCGUUAUAUCAACAGUAUCUUACAGCACGAAAGGACAAUCUACGACCUCACAUAUCGUACCCUGGUGGAUGGAGGCUUUAAAGAUGACAAUGAUGACGAUGGCAGCGAUCACGACAACUUCGAGAACAGCAACGAUGCUGAUGAGAGCAAAUAUGAACACGAUGACGCCAGAGAGGACGAGAUGCUUGAGUUCUGCGAAGCUAACGAGCCUACAAUGGCUCGUCUUUUGGAUGCGAUGAUGAAAGCGAUGCUACAGAUGCGUCGCCUCGAGUUUGUGAGACUGGAGGGCUGUCUCGGUGGCAUGUGGUGCUUUGAGUUUUACGCCCCUGGUGUGCCUAGCAAGUAUGAUGCAAAGUCUGAGGCAACACCCUCUUAUGCAAGAUUCAUUCUCCCCAAGCGCCACUUCUGGAUUCCAGGUGAAGAAAUUCUGAACGGAUUCCGCAACAUGGCGACGGAGAAGUAUGGUCAACAACCAGCCAUUGUCUGGGUUACGCACAUACGGCGUAAUUAG
Colletotrichum chrysophilum is the source of this 798-nucleotide messenger RNA. RefSeq lists its product as uncharacterized. The transcript has a single exon. The annotation marks the transcript as partial. The record is from RefSeq and is a predicted model, not a curated record. NCBI's taxonomy places the organism in Eukaryota, Fungi, Ascomycota, Sordariomycetes, Glomerellales, Glomerellaceae.